Messenger RNA from Echinops telfairi (small Madagascar hedgehog), 3757 nucleotides. It is a transcript of the gene UBQLN1, whose product is annotated as ubiquilin 1. The record is from RefSeq and is a predicted model, not a curated record. NCBI's taxonomy places the organism in Eukaryota, Metazoa, Chordata, Mammalia, Afrosoricida, Tenrecidae. Gene Ontology annotation, molecular function: polyubiquitin modification-dependent protein binding. Gene Ontology annotation, cellular component: cytosol; autophagosome. The coding region runs from base 141 to 1910 and encodes 589 amino acids. The transcript has 11 exons. Gene Ontology annotation, biological process: autophagosome assembly; regulation of macroautophagy.
CUCACCCGCCAGGGCGCCUCCGUGCCGCUUGCCACCGCGGCGGUGUGUCCUGCAUCUCUCGCUGUCCGAGUCGGCCAGCUGCGGCGUCUCCUGGCUCCCGCGCCUGCCUGCUCCCCCGCCUUUCCUGAGUCACUGCCGCCAUGGCCGAGAGUGGUGAGAGCGGCGGCCCUCCGGGCGCCCAGGACAGCGCGGCCGCUCCAGGAGGCGCCGGCGCGCCGGCGGCCGCAGCCUCCGCGGAGCCCAAGAUCAUGAAAGUCACCGUGAAGACCCCGAAGGAGAAAGAGGAGUUCGCCGUGCCCGAGAACAGUUCCGUCCAGCAGUUCAAGGAGGAAAUCUCUAAACGUUUCAAAUCACAUACUGACCAGCUUGUGUUGAUAUUUGCGGGAAAAAUUUUAAAAGAUCAAGAUACUUUGAGUCAACAUGGAAUUCACGAUGGACUUACUGUUCACCUUGUCAUCAAAACACAAAACAGGUCUCAAGAUCAUUCAACACAGCAAACAAAUACCACUGGAAGCAGUGUUACCACAGCAUCAGCUCCUAAUAGUAACUCCACAACUGGUUCUGCCACAAGCACCCCUUUUGGUUUAGGUGGCCUUGGAGGGCUUGCAGGUCUCAGUAGCUUGGGUUUGAAUACAUCCAACUUUUCUGAACUACAAAGCCAGAUGCAGCGACAACUUAUGUCCAACCCAGAAAUGAUGGUCCAGAUAAUGGAAAAUCCUUUUGUCCAGAGCAUGCUAUCAAAUCCUGAUCUAAUGAGGCAAUUAAUUAUGGCUAAUCCACAAAUGCAGCAGUUGAUACAGAGAAAUCCAGAAAUUAGUCACAUGCUGAAUAAUCCAGAUAUAAUGAGACAGACAUUGGAACUUGCUAGGAAUCCAGCAAUGAUGCAGGAAAUGAUGAGGAACCAGGACCGAGCCUUGAGCAACCUGGAAAGCAUCCCAGGAGGAUAUAAUGCUUUACGGCGCAUGUACACUGAUAUUCAAGAACCAAUGCUAAGUGCUGCUCAAGAACAGUUUGGUGGAAAUCCAUUUGCUUCCUUAGUGAGCAAUACAUCCUCUGGUGAAGGUAGUCAACCAUCCCGUACAGAAAAUAGAGAUCCAUUACCCAAUCCAUGGGCUCCACCGGCUUCCCAGAGUUCAUCAGGUUCCAGUAGCACCGCCAGCUCUGUGUCUGGCACUGGUGGUAGUCCUGCCAGUGGCACUACGGGGCAGAGUACCACUGCACCCACUUUGGGACCUGGAAUAGGAGCCAGUAUGUUCAACACACCAGGAAUGCAGAGUUUGUUGCAACAAAUAACUGAGAACCCACAACUCAUGCAGAAUAUGUUGUCUGCCCCCUACAUGAGGAGCAUGAUGCAGUCACUAAGCCAGAAUCCUGAUCUUGCUGCACAGAUGAUGCUGAAUAACCCCCUAUUUGCUGGAAAUCCUCAGCUUCAAGAACAAAUGAGACAACAGCUCCCAACUUUCCUUCAACAAAUGCAGAACCCUGAUACGCUGUCAGCGAUGUCAAACCCUAGAGCAAUGCAGGCCUUGUUACAGAUUCAGCAGGGUUUACAGACGUUGGCCACAGAAGCCCCUGGCCUCAUCCCAGGGUUUACUCCUGGCCUGGGGGCAUUAGGAGGCACUGGUGGCUCUUCUGGAACCAAUGGAUCUAGCUCUGCACCCAGUGAAAAUACAAGUCCCACCGCAGGAACCACCGAGCCUGGACACCAGCAGUUUAUUCAACAAAUGCUGCAGGCUCUUGCUGGAGUAAACCCACAGUUACAGAAUCCAGAAGUCAGAUUUCAACAGCAACUGGAACAGCUCAGUGCAAUGGGAUUUUUGAACCGUGAAGCAAACUUGCAAGCUUUAAUAGCGACAGGUGGUGAUAUCAAUGCGGCUAUUGAAAGGUUACUGGGCUCCCAGCCUUCAUAGCACCAUUUCUGUAACUUGAAAAAAAUGUAAUUUAUUUUUGAUAACGGCUCUUAAAUCUUUAAAAUACCGCUUUAUUUCAUUUUGACUCUUGGAAUUCUGUGCUGUUAUAAACAAGCCCAAUAUGAUAAUUUUUAAGGUGGAGUAUAGUAAGAUGUGUGGGUUUUUUCAGUGUGUGUUUUUUUUCCUUUGACCGGUGGGAAUCAAUGCGUUUUUCAAUUAAGGCUAUUGCAUGUAUCAAACACUUCUGCAUUUAUUGUAAUUAAAAAAAAAUCUGACAGAUAAUCACCUUUUAUAGUCAGGUGAACAGAUUUUGUCCUGCAUCUGUCCAAUUUAUUUGCUUUUUAAACAUUAGCCUAUGGUAGUAAUUUAUGUAGAAUAAAAGCAUUAAAAAGAAGCAAAUCAUUUGCGCUCUAUAAUUUGUGGUACACUAUUGCUUAUUGUGACUUUGGCAUGUAUUUUUGCUAACAAAAUGCUGUAAGAUUUCUACUAUUGACAGGUUUUUGUUUAAUUUGGGGGUGGGUGAGUUGCGUUUUAUAUGUUUUGUUUGUAUACAGCAUAAUAGUCACAUUUGGACUGCAUUUCCAGACACUGACUGCAGUAGCUAUAUGAGCAAAACAUCUGUAGGCCAAAAAGGGAGACUGGUUAAGGAAAUACUUUCAGCUGAGUAUUACCUAAUUGUGUAGAAUCUUACAGCAUCUUUGAUAAACAUCUCUCUGCAAAAAAAAAAGUGCCAGUUAGGUUUGUUGAACAUACAAUAGAAAAGUUGAUUCUGGUUAUCUUUUUAAGGACAUUUAGCUGUACAGAAUGCAUAACGUAACACUGUCUCAAUGAUGUAAAUUAAUCUUUGUGCAGACUGAAGGGGCGCUGUAAUAGACCCAAAAGUGGAUUUGCGUAGGAUUUUCAGCUUCUCCCAUAGGUAGUUAAGCAGACAUUAUGAUCGUUAAUGUUGCUUUCAAUGAAAAUGUCGUGAUGCUUCAGUUCUUUCUAACCACCAUAUAAAUAAUAGAGCUAUUUUUUGGGGUGUAUCAGUUUCUCAUGCACAGGAAAGACAUGAGUUUAAAAAUGAUUUGUGAGCCACCUGUUUCUGAAGUGUUUGGGUAGUUCUACUAAGAAGUAGUUAAAUAUAGUGAUUUUCAGAGCCUCAGAGAAGGGAUAUUUUGGGAGGGGUGGGGGGAAGUCGGCCCUGGAUUGAGCUAGUUUAAAUAAUACUGGCAACCAAGAUUCUGUUAGGCUUUCUGUGCAUAUAGUAUAGUUAAAGAAAUAUCAUUCGAGGUGAAAAACAGAGCCGUGUUAACAAUGUUGAGUAACAUUUGGCUGUUCUGUAGCCUUUUCCUCCUUUUCCAAAGAAGCUCUGUUUACUAACAAACUGUUAGGGUGGUACAUUCCUUUAGGACCAAUUAAAAUGUAAUUUGGGGGUCAGUAAUAUAUUUGUCUGACUCGUUCAGUAUUUGCUUAGGUCAUUAUAUUCUCUCAUGUACAGUCACAGGACGUUGAAAUGUUAAUAUGAGUUCUGAUCAAUAAAAUCAAGGGAUACACAAGUUUUGAAUAUCAUUACUUCUGUAAAUUGCUUGCUAUUGAAAAAAAAGUCAUGAGGCCAUGUUACCUGCCCGUCCAUGCAUUGUUCUGACACUUUACUUAGGAGGAAGGUAUGUAUGUACAAAGGUCAUUAUGGAGGCAUGACUAAAGUUAAAGGAAGAUGUUCACUUAUCGUUGCUCUUUUCUGCCUUAUGCCUCAGUCUGGUUUAAAAAUAUGUGUACUAGGAAAUGGUGGUCUAGAGUGUGGGAUAGUGUCAUAACCAAUUUGAUGAUUUAUUAAUCAGAAAGUAACAAUAAAUCUCUAGCUUUUA